UGCUCCAGAAGCCUGGACAUGUUGGCAGCAUGGACAGGGGGGACCCAUGGAUACCCCAGGACCCUGAAACAGGGACCCCGGACAGUGCUGACCCCUGGGAUACCUGUGAUGCCAAAGUGGUGAGCCCAGAGAAGGAGGACCUGCGGGAUUGCCAGGAGCCCCAGCAGCCCAGAGGGGGGAACACCAAUACAAAGCUGACCUGCAGCAACCCAGACAGGGGGGCCUCCAGGAGCCCAAAGUGGAGACACCAGAGAGGAGAAACCCAGGGUUGAGUGUUUUGGUUGAAUCUUAGUAAUUUGUGUAUUUUUGGGCACUGAAUUUUAGUGUUUUGGAAGUUUACAAAGGCACCAGAUUCCCAGUGACUUCUAGAGUGUGGAGGCGCAGGGGCCCAACAUUGGAACUGUAAUACCUCAGGGCAAAGGUGACCAGGGUCAGAGAGAGACACCCCUCUGAGGACAAUGCUCUCACCAUCAGCAUUUGCAGGCUCAUGGGAAUGCAGCAGGCUUCAUUGGUGUCACCCACUCCAGCUGCCCUUUUUCUUUAUAUGGAUUCCCCCUAGAAUGUUCUCCCCUCUCUUGUCCCCCAUUGGUCCUGGUUUGCUGCAAUGCUCCGCCCCUGUUACCUCAUUGGUUCCCCAGUUGGCUGCCCCUCCUCUGCACCACCUGUGCUCAGUUCCCAUUGGCCCUUGGCCCUCAGACCCGCCCCUUUCCCCCCUUACCAAACCCUGUGUCCUCAGCCCCAUUUUGUCUCUGUGCCUGGACCCUCUGCCUUGCAAUAAACUGCAUUUGGAGCUGUGCGCACAGACCCGUCUCUGGCCUUGUCCAUCAGCAGGUUAAGCAAGCGUGCUCCGGGCUCUGGGAGUGCAGGAUUUCUCAUUCCCAAACUUUGGCUGGAUGGAGGAGGAGGCUGUAAGGAAGAGGAAGAUGCCCCGGGACACCCAGGCAGGUGAGGAGGAACAAGGAGGUGAGGAUGGAGACCAGGGAGGACAAAUCCCCACAGAAGAACCUCGAGGAAGAGGCAGAUUGGAGCGGCUCCACGGGGCAGGAAUCCAACAGGGAGGAAAAGCUCCAGAGAUGGCACAGGAAGAGGGGACCAAACCCAGCCCAGGGUGCUCUGAGGUGAAAGGCUGCACCCUGAGCCAGGAAGGUGGAGAGAGCUUCAGCCAGGGAUUGGAGCUGGUGACCCAUGAGCAGCUUCAUGACGGGGAGAAGCCCUACAAGUGUUUGGAGUGUGGGGAGAGCUUCAGGCGGAGCAACGCCCUGAUGAGCCACCAGAUGAUCCACACUGGGGAAUGGGCCUGUGAGUGUGGGGAAUGUGGGAAGGGCUUCAGCUGCUGCUCCCACCUCAUCAUCCACCAACGCAUCCACACUGGGGAGAGGCCCUAUGAGUGUCCUGUGUGCCAGAAGAGGUUCCAAACCAGCUCCAAUCUCCUCCUGCAUGAGAGAAUUCACACACAGGAGAGGCCCUUCCGUUGCCCCGACUGCGGGAAGGGCUUCAAGCGCAACUCCCACCUCAUCACCCACCAGCGAAUCCACACUGGGGAGAGGCCCUACGAGUGUUCCCAGUGUGGGAAGAGCUUCACCCAGAGCUGUAACUUGAACAGACACCACCAGAGGCACAGUUAAGGGAAGGCCUAUAAAUGCCCCAACUGCAGAAGGAGCUUCAUGCACUGCCCUAACUUCGUCCCCCCACUGGAGAGCCCACAUUGGGAAGAGCCCUGGUGAUCCAUGGUCCCUGUGAUCCAUGCUGGGAAGACACUUGUAGCUUUUCCUGGUUCUGUCAAUGAUAUGAUGUGAGAUUGAAGAACAUGACGGUGUGGCCAUGGCCAUGAUGUUACAUUCAGUCCCACCUUAGGUUAUUGCCAGGGGCAGGCAAGGGACUCUCUCUCUCGCAAAGAGGAGGGUGUCCUUUCCAGGCAGGAGGAAAUAUGUGGCCAGGAAGAGACGGUUGUUGAUGUUGUAGUUUUCCCUGUAAAUAGUUUUUGUUUUCCCUUCUGUUACCAGUAUUGUUUCUCUUCCUGUUUGUUGUUUAUCUCGUUGCUGUUCCCAUUAAAUUGUUCUUAUCCCA
Molecule: messenger RNA, 2067 nt
Organism: Passer domesticus (house sparrow)
Lineage: Eukaryota; Metazoa; Chordata; Aves; Passeriformes; Passeridae
Product: zinc finger protein 397-like
Exons: 3
Coding region: 894-1625 (243 amino acids)
Biological process (GO): regulation of transcription by RNA polymerase II
Molecular function (GO): RNA polymerase II cis-regulatory region sequence-specific DNA binding; DNA-binding transcription factor activity, RNA polymerase II-specific
Source: RefSeq, a predicted model, not a curated record